UUCCAAGAAUAGAGUAAAUGAGAUGUUAAAAGAAAAUAAAAAAGUAAAACCAAAGCAGAUUAAGAACAAAGGCCCAAAAACUAAAGAGAAGCAAUCCAACCAAGCAAAAAACCCCUAGUCGAUCUAAAACCCUAGCCGGAAAUGGGCGAUUCUUCCACCGCCGGCAACGGCAACUAUCUGCCGCCGACAACUCCCAAACUUCCGAUACCGGGCAAACGGAAUAUCCUCAUCACAAGCGCUUUGCCAUACGUCAACAACGUUCCUCACCUCGGAAACAUCAUCGGAAGUGUGUUGAGUGCGGACGUGUUCGCGAGAUACUGUAGGCUUCGGGAUUACAAUGCAAUAUACAUGUGUGGUACUGAUGAAUAUGGCACGGCUACUGAGACUAAAGCUUUGGAAGAAAAUUCUACUCCCAAGCAAAUUUGUGACAAAUACCAUGCAAUUCAUAGAGAAGUUUAUAAAUGGUUUGAUAUAAGCUUCGAUCAAUUUGGACGCACGUCUACUCCACAACAGACGGAAGUUUGUCAGGCGAUCUUUAACAAGCUUUGGGAGAAUAAUUGGCUCUCUGAGAACACUAUGCAGCAGCCGUACUGUGACACAUGCAAAAAGUUUUUGGCGGACCGGCUUGUAGAGGGUAACUGCCCGACACCAGGUUGCAACUAUGAUUCUGCACGUGGAGAUCAAUGUGAGAAGUGUGGGAAACUCUUAAAUCCCACUGAACUGAAGGAUCCAAGAUGCAAGGUUUGUCGUAACACCCCUUGCAUCCGAGAUACAGACCAUUUGUUCCUUGAGCUCCCUUUGCUAAAGGAUAAAUUAGAAACUUACGUCAACAACAUGUCAGUGUCUGGAGGAUGGAGUCAGAAUGCUGUCCACACAACAAAUGCCUGGCUUAGAGAAGGACUAAAGCAAAGGUGUAUAACUAGAGAUUUGAAAUGGGGGGUUCCAGUUCCACAUGAAAAAUACAAGGAGAAGGUUUUCUACGUGUGGUUCGAUGCUCCUAUUGGAUAUGUAUCAAUAACAUCAUGCUACACAACGGAGUGGGAGAAGUGGUGGAAGAAUCCAGAGAAUGUGGAGCUCUAUCAGUUUAUGGGCAAAGAUAACGUGCCUUUUCACACUGUGAUUUUCCCAUCUACACUGCUUGGAACUGGUGAAAACUGGACUCUUAUGAAGACUAUCAGUGUAACAGAAUACUUGAACUAUGAAGCAGGCAAGUUCUCGAAGAGUAAGGGCAUAGGAGUAUUCGGUAAUGAUGCAAAAGAUACAAACAUUCCUGUAGAAGUAUGGAGAUAUUACUUGCUGACAAACAGGCCAGAGGUGUCGGACACUUUGUUUAGCUGGGCAGAUUUACAAGCAAAGUUAAACAGCGAGUUGCUAAGCAACUUAGGCAAUUUCGUCAAUAGAGUCCUAAGUUUCAUUGCAAAAGAUCCGGUUUCAGGUUAUGGUUCCAUAAUUCCCAAUCCUGAAGGAGCUGAAUCACACCCUUUAACUAAGGCCUUGGGUGAAAAAGUUGGAAAUUAUGUGGAGCAAUAUAUAGAAGCUAUGGAGAAGGUUAAAUUGAAGCAAGGCUUGAAGAUUGCUAUGUCUAUUUCUGGAGAAGGAAACGGUUAUUUGCAAGAGAGCCAAUUCUGGAAACUUUACAAGGAAGAUAAGCCAUCGUGUUCCAUAGUGAUGAGUACUGCUGCUGGCCUAGUGUAUCUUCUUGCAUGUCUUUUAGAGCCAUUUAUGCCAUCCUUUUCACGUGAGGUGCUUAAGCAGCUGAACUUUCCUCCUGAAACACAAGUUUCACUGGCUGAUGAAAGAGGGGACAUUGAAAAAAGCAAACGACCAUGGCAUAUUCUACCUGCAGGACACAAAAUUGGAAUACCAGCACCAUUGUUCAAGGAGCUGAAAGAUGAAGAAGUUGAAUUUUACAGAGAGAAGUUUGCCGGAAGUCAAGCGGAUAGGAAUCUGAAGGCAGAAGCUGAGGCAAAGAAGAUCACUGAUCAAUUGAACAAAGCAAAAAUCUCUGAUGCUAAUAAGAAGAAAGAACGUGCUACAAAACCUUCUGUAGCCAAAUCUAAGGGGUCAGCCUCUGUUGAAGCAGAAAUUUCGAUUAGCAGACUCGAUAUUCGUGUUGGUCUCAUUACAAGAGCACAGAAACAUCCCGAUGCUGAUUCAUUGUAUGUUGAAGAGAUAGAUGUUGGUGAAGCUCAGCCCAGAACUGUUGUUAGUGGCCUUGUAAAUUAUAUUCCUCUUGAGGAAAUGCAGAAUCGGAAGGUUUGUGUUCUAUGCAACCUAAAACCAGCAAGCAUGCGGGGCAUAAAAUCCCAGGCAAUGGUUCUUGCUGCUUCCAGUAGUGAUCACACUAGGGUUGAACUAGUUGAGCCACCUAAAGAUGCUGCCAUUGGUGAAAGAGUAACGUUCCCUGGGUUUGAUGGCACUCCCGAUGAUGUCUUGAACCCUAAGAAGAAGGUUUGGGAAACUCUUCUGGUGGACCUGCACUCAAAUAAGGAGUUGGUCGCUUGCUAUAAAGAUUUACCAUUCACCACUUCAGCUGGUGUUUGCAAAGUUGCAUCCAUUUCUGAAGGAUCAAUUAGGUAAUUUAUUUGGCUGAUCUUCUAGAAGAGGAAUUCAAGAUUUUGCUUUAUAAUUUCUUUCACAAUUGUUCGUCUUUCCUUCACAACGAUAAACAAUCAAAUUUUCCCUUAUGAUUGACUAGAGUAUUGUUGAAAGGAAAUGAGUAUUGAAUGUACUCCUUGAAUCUUGCUAUGUUUCUGAUUUUCUGUAUAAAUACAUAAGUUGGACAAUUUGAAUGAACUUCUCAACCGCGCUA
This is a messenger RNA of Nicotiana attenuata, 2812 nucleotides long. RefSeq names its product methionine--tRNA ligase, cytoplasmic-like. The coding region runs from base 142 to 2580 and encodes 812 amino acids. Gene Ontology annotation, molecular function: methionine-tRNA ligase activity; ATP binding; tRNA binding. NCBI's taxonomy places the organism in Eukaryota, Viridiplantae, Streptophyta, Magnoliopsida, Solanales, Solanaceae. The transcript has 17 exons. Gene Ontology annotation, cellular component: aminoacyl-tRNA synthetase multienzyme complex; cytosol. The record is from RefSeq and is a predicted model, not a curated record. Gene Ontology annotation, biological process: methionyl-tRNA aminoacylation.